AUGGAAAACGUGAAUCAAGUUAGUAUCUCAACAAUGCAACCAAGACAACCAAGGCCUAGAUUUCAGUUCACAACGCAGCAUAGAACACUAUUGGAAGGUGUAUAUCAAGAAACACCAUACCCCGAUAAAGCUCGAAAGCUUCAAUUAGCUGCGCAGAUUGGCGCAACUGACGUUCAGGUUAACGAAUGGUUUCAACGAAGAAGAAAGAAAGAUCCUACAAUGAUUUCGAACAGGGCUUUAGCUAAUAGUGCGGCAGCGGCAAACACAGCAUUAAAUUCUACCACACCAGCACCAUCCACUACCUCCGCUAUCAUCACUAUACCUCUGAACCCACCCGCAAGUAGUUCCAGUACUACUAUGUCUCAAGGGCAUACGAAUAUGGGAGCAAUUACUUCACCAUAUUUUUCAUAUACUAGUCAUGUAAAUCCACCAAUUCCAAAUCAUGAGGUUUAUGUAUAUAUUGGAGAUAAUCAAGCGAGUCAUGCCCUUCCUAUAACUCAAAACACUGAGAGUAAUAAUUCUGAAAAACAGGAAGAGCCUGUAAAGACAAAAUCAGAGACUGAUAAUUCAAAGGAACUGAUUGAAACCAUUAUGCCAUACUUGAAAACGCCAGAAUUAGGACUGAUCUCUUCUGAUGUAGUUCAUGACUUCCUUCAUAAAGUCAAAGACACUCCUCUAAGUGAACGUGGAUUAAUUCUAACAAUUAUUGAUCAGACGAAAGAUUUAGAUACGCUUAAAAGUUUAGUAUCUGAAAGAGCUCAUUACUUAUUAAGGAACUGGAUAAUCGAUGAAGCAAAAACACCUGAUAGUGGAUUGUUACUCAGGUUGCUUCAAACAGUGAAUCACCUUCCAAUCGAUAUCGAGGCCUUGUCAGCAAGUGGGCUUGGCAAAGUGAUAAAUAAUAAAAGUGUAAAAGAUUCACAAAUAGAAGGGGUCUCUGCACUAGCAUCUUUGCUUAUAAGCAAAUGGAAAGAAGAAAAGAAACAACACGAUGCUAAGCUUGUGCAAGAGGCAAAACUAGCAGCAGCAUCUAAUGUCGCAGCUAACGCAAGUAAGGCAGGGGUACGAACCAGCUCAACAUUGUCGAAAACAUCACAAACUAACCCAUCAACAUCCAAAGUAUCAAAGGGAAAGGAGGCAUCAACUCGUAUUAAGCUAUCAACCGAGUCUAAAGCGAAGGAAAUCGAUCCUAAAUUGCAAGCGAGGCCUGAUACAAAUAUUUUUGAUGAAAUUCUCGGAUUGAAUACUGCAAAGCCAGUGAAGCCAGUUACCAAAACAAUCAAAAAAGAUCAGCAAAAACCAAUGGCAGUUGUCAAAGUUGCUGCUGAAAAGCAAGAUCCUUUAAUGAUUAUAGGAACUUCUAAAAGUUCGUCAGAAGUAAUAGAAGAUGGCGGAUCAUCGGUAGUAAAAAAAGAGCAAGAGAACGGACAGUCAUUGACUAUAAAGGAAGCUAAAAAGGAUAUCAAAGUCAAAAUAUUUGAAGAGGAAUACGAUGAAAUGGAAGGUGAAUUUUCAGCAGCCAAUACGCCACAUCAAUUUGGAAAUGCACGAGAUCUUGAUAGAAAUGAAGGGUUGACGGCUUUCAAAAGAGUACGGAAAGCGCCAGCAAUUCAAUGGUAUACUGCUUCCAUGUUGGAUCUGACCAACAAGAAAAUAAUAAAGCCUGCAACAGUGGAAAGUGACGAGGCAAGAAUACAGGAAGAGCGGGAACGACAAAUCUUGGAAACAAUAUACAUUACAUCAGAUCAAGUUCCAUUUUCACCAGCCGAACCUGAUGAAAAUAUACAGCAAAAUCGAAAUAAUAUAACAUCUCAGGAAAUAAUCUUAAAUGCAGAAUCUGAUGAAGAGGAUAUUGAAGAAGAUAUUGGAGAUAAUGAUUCAGAAAGUCGACCUUUUAUUUCUGAAGAAUUAUUUACACAGUUAUUAGAUAUAUAUACAAAAUGGCAAGCUAUGCAACAGAAUCCAUCCGUAUUUUCGUCAAAUAUGGUCGGAAUAGAAACCAAAACUUUAGUAAAUAAUCUACCAGGCAUACCAAUCCCUUCACAACUUCCUACAACCCAACAACAACCAACUACAUGGAACUUUGAAGCAAGCUCAAUAAUAAAUUAUCAUCAACCACCACCACCAUCAGGGAUUCAACCACCCGCAUCGCAACAACCCAUAUUUCCACAACAAUACCCAACGAACAAUAUGCCAAAUCAACCACCGACAUAUCAGUAUUCAAACUUUUUUCCUCCGGCCAAUCAGAAUAAAGAAUUUUAUCCGCAACAUAAAGAACCAGGGUUACCACAACCUCAACCCACAUAUAACGGUGAUUCACCAAAUCGUCCAUACACUGAACCAGGGUUUGGACGACAAUCACAACAACCUCAAGCAUCCACGGUUGGUAGGAGCGGAAGAGGAAGGGGUGGACGGCCAAGAGGUGGGGGUCAAACCGAAUCAGGAAGGCCAGUUAGUGGGAGAGGAUCAGAAUGUUGGUACUUUAAGUCAGGAAGAUGUAAUUUGGGUGAUGAUUGUAAAUUUCUACAUGUUGAUUACAAAGAAAAUUAUUGA
This is a messenger RNA of Dentiscutata erythropus, 2553 nucleotides long. The record is from the annotation of a GenBank genome assembly. NCBI's taxonomy places the organism in Eukaryota, Fungi, Glomeromycota, Glomeromycetes, Diversisporales, Gigasporaceae.